Molecule: messenger RNA, 1722 nt
Organism: Camponotus floridanus (Florida carpenter ant)
Lineage: Eukaryota; Metazoa; Arthropoda; Insecta; Hymenoptera; Formicidae
Gene: Ilp3
Product: LIRP
Exons: 3
Coding region: 758-1327 (189 amino acids)
Cellular component (GO): extracellular region
Molecular function (GO): hormone activity
Source: RefSeq, a predicted model, not a curated record
CUACCGAGACGGAGAACCGAACCUCUCUCCGGGGACAGGUCUUCGUGACAAUUGCGGUCAAUCAGGCUGGCAUUGUCAGAAACGUGAUCGCACAUUCUCACUCGGAAGAGCUUGAGACGCUCGUCGGCGACCGAGCGGUCGAGACGUGCCUCGUCGAUCUUCUCGAAGAGAAGCAUCGGAUCCGUGCCUGCAUCAUCACCUGUCGAUUCUAUCAGACUUAUAAAGAGGCAUAACGAUCCUUUUGUUCGAGGCAUAACAAGAUCAUUAACGGAAGGUCAAAUCAGGAUAGAACAAAAUAUAUCUGAGGAUCUCAUUAAAAAUAAAAAACGUGCAACUGCAUUGGAGAUAUUUCGUCGAUGAAAAAAUCCCGAGAGGGAAGAAGGCUGUGACUCACGAGACCUAAAUACUGAGCUAAGAAUAUUAACUAUUGUACAUCGUGUCAUCUUCAGCUGACAAAACUGCGAAAUCGAUGUGAACCUGGAGAGAAUCAAGGUAUCCAGAUCGCACACAAGAGUCGCACGACGUUUCAGCCGGAACAAUUACGGACGGGUCUCCUGCUAUCGACCGAUCGAUUGUAAUUACUUUCGGAGCAGGAAGUAGAGAAAAACGAGGAGAAAAAGAAGACUCGUGCGAAGUGCUCGUGGAUGGGCAUCAAUGCAUCCCAGACAGUGGAAAGGGUUGAUUUUGCCGAGAAGCCAGCAUUGUCUCGAAACGGUGACCCGUUAUCGUCUACGGAAUAUUUCAUGAUCAUUUCUCCAUGAGAGAAACCAACCACACUAUCAUCGUAAUCGUCAUCGUGAUUACUUCUUAUCUACUACGUCCACGAUACCGUUCGGUAUCGUCCGAGAAAAAGUGCCAGACUGUGAUACUACCUCGUGUGAUAGAGAAAUCGUCUUGUGAUCCGUGUUUUACCUCACCGUACUCAAUGUCCACGAACCAUUUGAACGUGUUUGUGAGCUUGAUGAUCGCCAUCGCGUUUCUUGUGUCGGAAUCAAGAAACGCACAAGCGAACGGCUACCCCCAAUUUAACCAGAAACCUGCGGGCGUGCCCCAGAAAUAUUGUGGCAAGAAGCUUUCUAAUGCUCUACAGAUAGUCUGUGAUGGCGUGUACAAUUCCAUGUUUAAAAAGAGUCUAGAUCAAGAAAUGGAGAUGGCUGAUUAUCCGUUUGCUUACGACUCUCCCCCGUUCCUGCCCCGAGCAAGAGCACGGGGGAUGUUGAAUGGACCGUUCGCCGGCAGGCGCUAUCGAAGACAAUCGCGAGGCAUCCACGAGGAAUGCUGUCUCAAUGCGUGCACGAUAAGCGAACUGUCCAGCUAUUGCGCUUAAUUGUCCCUAAGCGCUUGUCCGGAAAUCAGUAAUCCUUCGAACUCCGCUUUACCGCUCGAUCACCAUGCAACCGAAUAAUCCCAGACAUAAGUGCAUAUAUCUAUACACACAUACACACACACACACACACACACACACACACACACACACAUUACAUAUGUACAAUACACGUUUGGAAAGUUUACUAGUUGCAUCAUCGCUCAUGCUGGAGACUGAUUCUAUAAUUACGUGAUAAUUAUGUAUAUAUUUACGUAAUUUUUUGCGAAGAAACUGACUCUCUUGACGUAUGAUCAUGUGCGGGAUUCUUUUCUUCACAAUUCCUUUCCAAAAGACGAAGAAGCAGCGAAGAAAAGGCAAAACUUAAAAAAAUGAAAGAAAUGUAGUCUUAAAAAAAU